AUGAACACACUCGUUACGGGCGCCGCUUUCGGCGCGGCCCUUACGGUCUCGGGCGUCUACCAGCCCUCCGUCAUCGUUUCUCAACUCAAGUUUGAGAACUGGCACAUGAUCCAAGCUUUCCUCACUGCGGCCGCCAGCUCUGCCGCCCUAGUCCACCUCCUCCAAACCCUCUCCCCCACCACCUUCCCCCUCCCCCCACGCUCCUACUCCUCCAUCUCCCUCUUCUCCCGCUACGACGGCAACCUCCUCGGCGGCAUCCUUCUCGGCACCGGCAUGAUGCUCUCGGGCGCCUGCCCCGGCACCGUCCUCGCCCAAAUCGGCACCGGCGUCCGUUCGGGUUUCUACGCUCUCGAAGGCGGCAUCAUCGGCGGCAUUGUCUUUACCGGCUUUGCCGAAGCCGCAGCCAAGGCAAGUGGAAACGGAGAGGAAAGCAAGGAGCUGACCAAGACUGUCUAUGAGAAUCUGGGUGUAUCGAGGUCGAGUGUUUUGGUGGCGUUUGAGGCAAUUUGCGCGAGCGUGGUGGUUUCUACUGCGUUGUGGACGAGCGUGGGGCCCGAGGCCAAGAUCUCGCCUGUUGUGGGUGGAUUGUGCAUUGCUGGUGCGCAACUGCUGAGUUUGUUGCUCAGGAAGAACUUGGUGGGCACUUCGACAAGUUUUGAGGAGGUGGGCGACUGGUUCUGGGGUAUCUUCAAGGGCAAGACGCUGCCGCAGAGGUAUAACAACUUGUUGUUUGUCAGCGGCUGCGUGUUGGGUGCUAAGCUGUUGACGGUUGCGUACCCUGCUCUGGGCCAGGUCACCGAGGUCGCGGUGUCGCCUGUUGCCGCGGGAUUGGGUGGUUUCCUGAUGAUCAUCGGUUCGAGGAUGGCGGGCGGUUGCACCUCUGGUCACGGUAUCAGCGGCAUUUCGCUCCUGUCCACGUCAAGCUUCUUGACUAUUGGAGCGGCGUUUGGUGCUGGUGCGCUGCUUGGUUUGAUGAGGGGCUGA
Molecule: messenger RNA, 984 nt
Organism: Neurospora tetrasperma FGSC 2508
Lineage: Eukaryota; Fungi; Ascomycota; Sordariomycetes; Sordariales; Sordariaceae
Exons: 3
Coding region: 1-984 (327 amino acids)
Cellular component (GO): plasma membrane
Source: RefSeq, a predicted model, not a curated record